Messenger RNA from Chaetomium fimeti, 860 nucleotides. RefSeq lists its product as uncharacterized. The coding region runs from base 228 to 728 and encodes 166 amino acids. The transcript has 2 exons. Lineage: Eukaryota; Fungi; Ascomycota; Sordariomycetes; Sordariales; Chaetomiaceae. The record is from RefSeq and is a predicted model, not a curated record.
AGGCCAUGAUGGAGCCGAGCUCGCCCGAUAUCCGGACCCUGCCCGAAACGUCUUUUAACGCCCCGUUCGUCCCGGCAAAUUACGCCCCCAAUGCGGUGUACGACGAGGCCCAGACGGCCUCAGCGCAUAUUGAAAACCAAGUUACGCGCUCUUAGGCGGCGAGCUCGUUGCUGCAAUAUGUGGCGAGCCCACCCCAGACUACUCAGGUGUUGCAGUACGGUUUCUCUAUGUGUGCUGGGCUGUCCGCUGGACAGAUGUCAGCCGAAACUGAACUUUGCUUUCCAUCGACCGAGACGAACUUUCCUUCAACAAUGCUUGCAGACCAAGCGUCAAGCCCGAGUCCUUCGCCGCCAUCUUCUCCUCCCCUGAGCCAUUAUACCGAACCGGACGGCGCAAUCGUUUGUACAGAAGGCAGGUGUGAGCAGAAUCCCAAGCGGUGCCCCAGACCCGGGGAUUAUCGGAUGCACACGAAAAGACACACGCUUCCGUACAAAUGUACUACUCCUGGCUGUCUCUGGGGCCAACCGAACAAAGGCUUCUCCCAACGCCGUGAGUUAGAGAGACACGAGAAGGCUCACCUGGCCGGUUCUUCACUCUGCUGCCCGGUUGAGGGUUGUAACAGUGGCGCCAACAGGGAUGACAACAUGGUCCGGCAUCUCAGAAAAGCACAUGGCAUGAAAGUCAAGAAGAGGGACAUUCCGGCACUCUGUAGAAGGCAGAGGCCUUGAUGCCAUGGCCGAUGGCGGAUCUAGGGGAGGAGAUCGGCAGGCUGGCGGACGGACUUAUUGGUUCUGUGAUUGUGACAAGUGAAGAAACGUUUCCUAAAUUACCUUGAUGAUUGCGCCCGAAUUGCUGCAGUA